AAUUCCUAGUCGUUUCUUCAUUCUUCUUUGAAUUUUUUUUUCGUCCCUCCCUCCUCUUUAAAGAUGUGGUAUCCCAAACGUAAAAUCCAAAUAUUUUAUACCCAAAAGUCUUGAUUUCUCUUCAUCUACUUUCUCAUCAAGGCCCUUCAGUCUUAAACCAAAAGAUGGCUUCUUUAAAGUUUUCUUGCUCUUCAACCAACAUUCCUGAAUCUCAGAGAUUUAAAAAUUCCAGACGGUUUGAUAAGCAGCAUUGUGGUGAUCUGUAUUCUCAGAAUAGCUGCGCAAUACAGUCCUUUAAUCUGCCGCGUGCUAAAGUGGGCCUUACUAACAAGGCCAAUGGAAGAGUUAAAUCUGUUCUGUUAUUUGGGGAAGGUGGCCUUCUCCCCAAUUCAAGUGGCAAAAACUUCGCAUGUAAUGCUCUUAUCAGUGAUGUGUCUGGCGGAGUUGAACUACAGCCUGAUUCUGUAGAUUUUGGAGUGCUUGCAGCAGAUAUGGCUUCAACAACUAGUGGUUUUGCUGUUGAAGAUGAUGAAUUUGACCUGGACCAGCCGUCAGAAGGUUUCUCCUCUAUUACAGAGGCCAUUGAAGACAUUCGUCAAGGAAAGAUGGUUGUAGUCGUGGAUGAUGAAGAUAGAGAAAAUGAAGGAGAUAUAAUAAUGGCUGCAUCUAAAGUUACUUCCGAGGCUAUGGCAUUCUUUGUGAAGCAUGGAACUGGGAUUGUUUGUGUGAGCAUGAAAGAGGAAGACUUGGAAAGAUUGCAGCUUCCUCUCAUGGUAUCCCAUAAAGAAAAUGAGGAGAAACUCUGUACUGCAUUUACCGUUUCAGUAGAUGCAAAACAUGAUACAACCACAGGAGUAUCAGCACGUGAUAGAGCGACAACAGUAUUGGCUCUUGCAUCAAAGGAUUCAAAGCCUGAGGAUUUCAAUCGCCCUGGCCACAUAUUUCCUUUAAAGUACAGAGAAGGCGGUGUUUUAAAAAGAGCCGGACACACAGAAGCUUCUGUGGACCUUGCCAUGCUAGCUGGAUUGGACCCUGUUGGAGUUCUUUGUGAGGUUGUUGAUGAUGAUGGUUCAAUGGCUAGAUUACCUAAGCUUCGGCAGUUUGUACAGCAAGAAAACCUCAAGAUUAUAUCUAUUGCUGACUUAGUCAGAUAUAGGAGGAAAAGAGAUAAAUUAGUGGAACACGCAUCUUCUGCUCAGAUACCUACUAUGUGGGGCCCAUUCAAUGCCUAUUGUUACAGGUCAAUUUUAGAUGGAAUUGAGCAUAUUGCCAUGGUUAAGGGCGAUAUUGGUGAUGGACUUGAUGUUCUAGUCAGAGUGCACUCUGAAUGUCUUACAGGGGAUAUAUUUGGAUCAGCUAGGUGCGACUGUGGGAGCCAGCUGGCACUUGCCAUGCAGCAGAUUGAGGCUGCUGGCAGAGGCGUCUUGGUUUACCUCCGGGGGCAUGAGGGAAGGGGAAUUGGUUUGGGCCACAAGCUUCGUGCAUACAACCUGCAAGAUGCUGGGCGUGACACAGUUGAGGCAAAUGAGGAGCUUGGUUUGCCUGUUGAUUCAAGAGAGUAUGGGAUUGGUGCACAGAUAUUAAGAGAUCUUGGGGUUACAACUAUGAAGCUGAUGACGAACAAUCCUGCAAAGUACAGCGGGCUAAAGGGUUAUGGUUUAGCUGUUGCGGGACGGGUUCCCCUUCUGACUCCCAUCACGAAGGAGAACAAAAGAUAUUUAGAGACAAAACGUGCCAAAAUGGGCCACGUUUAUGGCUUUGGAUCCAAUGGCCUCCCGACCCUAAUCAACGGUAAGAACGAGAAACCUGGCGCAGAAAGUUCUUCUGCAUCUGAGUCGUAAAACCAUUUGCCUGUUUUCAACACGCUCUGCAUACAUGUUGAUGGACUUAGAGCAAGAUGCGAUGCUACUGGUAUUCUUAUUCAAAUAAAGAUUUUGAUGGGAACUGAAUAAAGGACUAUAUUCUAUUGAUUCGUUUGGCUCAUCCCAAAUUCGUAUAUGAUUCUUCUGCUGAUCAUUCAUUGUACCAUUUUUAUAAUUCUUCUUUGAAGUGUAUAAGGAGGCAUUAGUUAUAAUGGAUUCUAGUUAGUUAUAAUGUGUUCUUUUCAAUAAUGUACGCUAUUCCUUUUGGAAAACAUGUACAAAAUGUCAAUUUACAUUAAAAUGAACAAAUAUUUCAUAUA
Molecule: messenger RNA, 2182 nt
Organism: Olea europaea var. sylvestris
Lineage: Eukaryota; Viridiplantae; Streptophyta; Magnoliopsida; Lamiales; Oleaceae
Product: bifunctional riboflavin biosynthesis protein RIBA 1, chloroplastic-like
Exons: 7
Coding region: 165-1841 (558 amino acids)
Biological process (GO): riboflavin biosynthetic process
Cellular component (GO): chloroplast
Molecular function (GO): 3,4-dihydroxy-2-butanone-4-phosphate synthase activity; GTP cyclohydrolase II activity
Source: RefSeq, a predicted model, not a curated record